Candoia aspera is the source of this 3204-nucleotide messenger RNA. It is a transcript of the gene RASEF, whose product is annotated as RAS and EF-hand domain containing. Lineage: Eukaryota; Metazoa; Chordata; Lepidosauria; Squamata; Candoiidae. The coding region runs from base 103 to 2298 and encodes 731 amino acids. The transcript is spliced from 17 exons. Gene Ontology annotation, cellular component: perinuclear region of cytoplasm; cytosol. The record is from RefSeq and is a predicted model, not a curated record. Gene Ontology annotation, biological process: vesicle-mediated transport. Gene Ontology annotation, molecular function: calcium ion binding; GTPase activity; GTP binding.
GCUCGGCGUGGCCGCUUGGUGCCUAGGCGUCUUUCAUUCUCACAGCGGUUUCCCGGCUGCUUCGAGCCGUCUCCGCGACUCCACCGCCUCCCUCGCCGUGAGAUGGGCUCCUCUGAGGGGGAGCAGGUGGACUUGGACGAAGCUGGUCGGCUCCGCUCGCUCUUCCUGGCCUGCGACGUGAAUGGCUCCGGCCGGAUCGAGCGCGACGACUUCGGCUCGCUCUGCGCCGAGCUGCGUGUCCGGCCGGUGGAAGCCGAGGCGAUCUUUCAGCGCCUGGACGCUGACCGCGACGGCGCCAUCACCUUCCACGAGUUUGUCCGCGGGUUUCGCGGCGCCACUCAAUCGCAGAGGCGGCGAAAAGACAGCGGGGAGCUCCCCGAGAAGGACGACGACGCAUUUGGUGGCUUCGUCGGGGUGGCUGCGGAAUCUGCGGUGGGUCCCAGCCAGGCCUGGCGGGAAUUUGAGCUCCGGCUCGGGGAGGAGGCGGGCUACAUUCCCAGGCAAGAGCAGGUCAGCAUUCUGUAUCAGAACAUCAAUAUAGUGGAACCACGAUUAAUUCAACCAUAUGAAGAUGUUAUUAAGAACUUUAUUAGAGAGAUCAAGCUGCAGAGUACAGAAAUGGAGAACUUGGCCAUAGCUGUAAAAAGAGCACAAGAUAAAGCAGCUAUGCAACUUGGUGAACUAGAAGAGGAGAUGGAGCAUCGCAUAAAGGCUACAGAACAUAAAACCAAGAAGGAGGAGAAGAGGAAAGCAGAAGAAGCUUUGAAUGAUCUCAAGCGCCAGUGUGAAGCUGAAGUGGGUGAUCUCCAAGUGACAAUAAAAAAAUUAAAAAUGCUGGAGGAACAAUCUAAAAACAUUAAUCACAAAGAAGAUUUGGAAGUGCUAAAAAGGAGGAUACAUGAUUUGACCUUGGAAAACCAGAAACUUAAAAAAGAUCUUAUGGAAGCACAGACAAAUAUAGCUUUCCUUCAGAGUGAAUUAGAUACUUUGAAAAGUGAUAUUGCAGAUCAAAGUAUGAAUUCAGAAAGAGAUCUAGACAUGAUCAGAGAGUACACUGAAGACAGAGAUAGCUUGGAGAGACAGAUAGUGAUACUACAGUCAGCUAACAGGAAACUACAUGACAGUAAUGAUGGCUUAAGAAGUGCAUUAGAGAAUAGCUGGAGCUUAUACAACAGAUCACUGCGUCUAACAAAUACUUCCCCUGGAAACACAAUGUCCAGAGGCAGUCCCAAGUGUGGUGGUGGCCAUUCUCCCCAAAAUCCACAAUAUGACAGGCUAUCUCAUUCAUCCUAUGUGGAUGAAGACUAUGAUUCCCUCGCACUUUGUGAUCCAAUGCAGAGGAUAAACUGUGAAGUUGACAGCUUGCCUGAAAGCUGCUUUGAUAGUGGUUUGUCUACAUUAAGGGACUCAAAUGAAUAUGAUUCAGAAGUGGAAUCCAAGCAUCAAAGAGCAUCUCAGAGAACACAGGGUCUGCAGGAAAGCUUCACGGGUGAUGCUUCUGAUACAGACGUCCCAGAUAUACGAGAUGAAGAGGUAUACAGUCCUCAUGAUGUAAGUACAGUAUUGGAUUGGAAGCCCCACCAGCCAGUCAGUCGAAGCAGUUCUGGAGCUUCAACAAGGAAACACAUCCCUGCCAUCUCUCCACAGGUUGAUUCCAAAGACUGCAACUUCAGAUACCCAAGUUCAGAGAAGGCUUAUAAGAUCGUUCUUGCUGGGGAUGCAGCUGUUGGAAAAUCUAGUUUUCUUUUGAGACUUUGCAAAAAUGAAUUUCGAGGGAACACCAGUGCAACUCUUGGGGUUGACUUUCAAAUGAAGAGACUCAUUGUUGAUGGAGAACCUACGGUGCUACAGCUUUGGGAUACAGCUGGUCAAGAGAGGUUCCGAAGUAUUGCUAAGUCUUACUUCAGAAGAGCAGAUGGAGUGCUUUUGCUGUAUGAUGUUACCUGUGAAAAAAGCUUUCUUAAUGUACGAGAAUGGGUGGAUAUGAUAGCGGAUGCAACACAUGAAAGUAUCCCAAUCAUGAUGGUGGGAAACAAAUCAGAUCUUCGUCUAAUGGCUUCUGAACAAGGACUGAAAUGUGUACCUCUCAGCUAUGGAGAAAAGUUGGCCAUGGCUUACAGUGCACUAUUUUGUGAAACAAGUGCUAAAGAUGGCUCUAAUAUUAUUGAGGCAGUGCUUCAUCUUGCUCGAGAAGUGCGAAAAAGAAGCGAUAGCAAAGAUGAUGAUAAGUCGGUCACUAAACUGGCUGGGACAACACUAAAGAAGUCUUCACUCACCAAAAACUGCUGCAAUGUUUAGAGAAUUAACUCCUUGGCCCUAAAGAAACAGACUUUUGUGGCAGUGGAAGAGGAAAAAAUGAACAGCAUAGGUUGUACCAGAUGAUCAGCAGAAGGGAAGUAACUUUUCAGCCACCAGGCCCAUAAAGAGUGUUUAAGCAGAAAUAGGUAUCUUGCUCAUUGAACAAAGCCAAGACAAAAAGUAUAAAAUUCUAGUUCAUCGGUGGGAUCACUCACUUCUUCAUUUAUGUAGUUAAGAUCAUUCCACCUCAAAUCAGCUGUGCCUUCAUAAGCCAACUUGCCUGGAUAAAAAUAGAUCCCCCCCAAACAUCAUACUGUAUUUAUAUAAAUAAAUGUUACCUUUUUUAAAAACGUGGGAGAUCUACAGCCCAUUCUCUGCCUUGCAUCAUGAAGACAUUUGUGAUUCUUCAUCAAUAAUCUUAAAACUUGUGCAGUGCUUGUUUUGAAGGAUUUUCUGGAACAUUGAACUUUUCCAUACUGUGCAGCUUUGAGAUCCCAGAAAAAGUAGUGAUUUGAGAACUGAACCUGAAUAGGAAAGAAAAAUAUAAUUAUCUAGAACUAAACAAAAAAUGUGCCCCUUCUGAUGCUGAAUUCAGAAUGCUGUUGCUGGUAUUUUUAAGAUCUCUGGGUGGAAUGUAUAUAACACGGAUGGCUUCUUUAUCCAUCAGAUGCCCUCCUGGUAUGUUGGGACUAUAACUCCAUGCUCCUUUGAAAUACUAGAAGUUGAAGUCCCAGCACUUCUGGGGGAUGCUACGUGGGGAUUGGCUAUUAUAAAAUUUAGUGGUUAAAGAUAACCCAGAGAUCACUUUAGUUGUAAAUAUUGUUGCAGGGCUAUACCAUUUCAGACAACUUAGCAAGGCAGAAAGAAAGCUGGGCUAGAAGAUUUUGCCCUGAUGUUUAAUUUUGU